Rhopilema esculentum is the source of this 711-nucleotide messenger RNA. Lineage: Eukaryota; Metazoa; Cnidaria; Scyphozoa; Rhizostomeae; Rhizostomatidae. The record is from RefSeq and is a predicted model, not a curated record.
AUGGGUGACCAAAUGUUGGAAACAUUGUAUACAACUGAUUUUAUGCUGGCCCCCAAACACGUGGAUGGGGAAGACAAGGAGAACAUGCAGAUUAAAAAUGAAUUUCGCGUUUUCCGAGAUUACUUGGGAUUAAUCAAUUUAGUGCAACCUGAAGGUUAUGGCUCAGUCAGCGACACACCACCUUUUCAAACCCUUAGCCCAAGCAGCCCCAACGACCACUACUUUGAUGCAAGCGAUUGCGUGAAAAUUUCUUCCCGAAAAAGACUGGACAGUCUCGACUCAGACAAAAGUGAAAAUUCGUUAGGAAGUCGUGGUGAUGGAGAUAUUAGCAUGAUUUUCGAUUCAAUAAAUUCACAGGAAUUCCGACCGUUUAAGCCGUCCAUCAUCGGAGAUUCUUUGUCAAGAUCGGAGUUGUUUUCCAACCGAAUUGGGGGCAAACUAACAAAGGUGGGAAAGACGACUGCAAAUAUGGUUGCUAACGAAAAGCAGAGGGUCAGCCAACGGCAAGUAUGUGUGUUCUGUAGAAAUAACGGCGAAAGUAAAGAAUUCUAUACAGGCCAUACCCUGAAAGAUGCGGAAGGAAAUACCUCAUGCCCUAUUCUGAGAGCCUACACAUGUCCCUUGUGUAAAGCGUGCGGGGAUAAGUCACAUACAAUAAAAUAUUGUCCAAAAUAUACCCCGAAACCGAAGGACAAAAUUCUGCCAAUUUAG